Messenger RNA from Scylla paramamosain (green mud crab), 5475 nucleotides. RefSeq names its product collagen alpha-1(I) chain-like. The transcript has 19 exons. The record is from RefSeq and is a predicted model, not a curated record. Lineage: Eukaryota; Metazoa; Arthropoda; Malacostraca; Decapoda; Portunidae. The coding region runs from base 142 to 4842 and encodes 1566 amino acids. Gene Ontology annotation, molecular function: extracellular matrix structural constituent conferring tensile strength. Gene Ontology annotation, biological process: extracellular matrix organization.
UCGAGGGCAGGAGGUGGUCAGUGCGGUGGGGGCCCGGGCUCAGUAAAGACUGGCUGGCUGCCGCGGGCACACGGGUCCCAAGGGUCUGACGGGUCUCCUGCUGCAGCACGCGACGCCGCCCUUCCCGAGGGUCGCCGCACCAUGGGGUGGCUCCCAGCCCCCACCCGGCGGCCUCCCCCGCUCCCCUCAUCCCUCUCCCUCCUCCUAGGUUUCCUCUUCUUGGUGGCUGUUGUCUUGCCUGGCGUGACAGCAGAGCCCGAACCCAAACCCAAACCCCAGCAGGAAGAUUACUACGACUAUGAUUAUGAUGGAGAUUACAAUUACCCAGAGUACAAUUAUGAGGAGGGCGGUUACGACGACUAUGGCCCCGAGGACACUGCUCCUUAUGACCCCUACGCCACCCCUGCCCCUGUCUACCAACCCCCUUAUGACCCCUAUGGAUUAGACCCCCCCGUCACUGAUCCCCCUCCCCCUCCCCCUCCCCCGACCACCACCACCACCACCACUACCACGACCACGACUACCCGUCCUCCCCCUCCUCCUCCCCCUCCCACCACCACAACCACCACCACCUCCACCACCACUACCACUCCCCCUCCUCCCCCAAGACCCCGAAGAGUGGAAGUGAGUUAUGAGAGGAGAGUGUCCUCGGAGCGAAGAGGCGGAAGGAGAAGAGAAGGUGAAAGAGGACAAGCAGCCGCGAGGGGAGAGGAAGAGGAGCCUCCCCCAGACCUGGUCCGGCCUACUUCCCCUGAGUCUGGCUACGGCGUCUCCACCACGGGAGUUCAAGGCCCUGAGGGACCCCAGGGUGAACAGGGCCAGGCAGGGUCUCCAGGAAACCCAGGAAUCCCCGGUGACCCUGGACCACCCGGACCCAUGCCUGACAUCACACCAUGGCUGACGCAGCUCUCCCAGUCCCAGGGCGGCGAGAAGGGCCCCGGAGGGGUCAUUGGCCCUGGCGCAUUCAACUACUUGCAGUCGCAGGUCGGCCCCGUCGGUCCCAGAGGAAGCCCAGGUGAGAGAGACCCCCCCGGUCCCCAAGGGUUCCAGGGUAUGCGAGGUGAGCCCGGUGAUCCAGGUUCCGUUGGUUCCCCAGGACCCCCAGGGCCCCGGGGCAUGCCUGGCAUUCCCGGCAAGGACGGCGACAAUGGCGAUGAUGGCUCCCCUGGCCCCCCUGGUGCUGUGGGUCCCCCUGGUCCACGCGGCCUUCCCGGCAUGCCAGGUCUGCCCGGCGUGAAGGGCCACCGCGGCUUCCCGGGUUUGGACGGGUCCAAAGGAGAGCAAGGAAAAUCUGGAAACAAGGGCUCCAGCGGGCCGGGUGGUCCCCCAGGUCCCAUCGGUCCCAUGGGUUCAGCUGGUCCUCGGGGUGAGCGAGGGCGUGAGGGACCCCCUGGUCCUCCUGGUCUGAGGGGUAUCGACGGCAUUGCAGGUCCUCCAGGACCAAGUGGUCCUCCUGGAAAGUCUGGACCACCUGGCUUCCCUGGUAGUUCUGGAGCCAAGGGCGACCAGGGCGUGCAAGGGCCCAAGGGAUCCCAGGGUCUCCAGGGACCACGAGGUGAGGCUGGCAAGCCAGGCACCCCCGGCGAGCGCGGCCCCCAGGGCGGUCCCGGCAAGGAUGGUCUCAUUGGUGAGAAAGGCGCACCAGGAUCCCAAGGCGACUCUGGUCCUCCCGGCUUCCCUGGAGCUCGAGGUCCUCCUGGACUCCCUGGCAGCCCCGGCCUGCCUGGCAACAAAGGAGAACGGGGUCUGGGAGGAGUGCGAGGUUUCAAAGGAGAGUCUGGCAUGAAGGGAGAGUCUGGCACUCCAGGCCCUAGGGGACUCCCUGGACCGCCAGGAUCUUCAGGAAAACGAGGCAAGAGAGGUAUGCGAGGAUCCCCUGGUGGAAUGGGUCUGCAGGGAGAGCGAGGACCCACUGGUGGCCGAGGCCUUCCUGGUGCUGAUGGACCUCCUGGACCCAAGGGUCAGAGUGGAGAUCCAGGUCCCCCAGGCAGCUCUGGGCAGAAAGGUCGUGAGGGAAAUCCUGGACCACCGGGUCUUCCAGGCCGACAGGGACUUAGAGGUCCAACUGGUCUCUCUGGUCCUCCUGGAAAGACAGGUAGACCAGGAUCUAGGGGACCACCUGGAGCUGAUGGCAAGCCUGGUGAUCAGGGGCCACAGGGCAUUCAAGGUCUUCCAGGACCUAUGGGACCACCAGGACCUCUUGGACAAAUGGGUGAAUCUGGUAAGGAUGGCAAUCCUGGUGAGUCAGGCCCUCCUGGACCCCGUGGUGACCCAGGCAAGGAUGGCGACCAAGGCUCCAUUGGUCCACCCGGUCCUACAGGAAGCCCAGGAGAGAGGGGACCACCCGGUUCCCCUGGUGCUCGUGGCUUCCAGGGUCUUCCUGGUGCACCAGGUCUUGCUGGAUCCAGUGGCAAGGAUGGAGAAAUUGGCAUGCAGGGUCCACGGGGUCUUCCUGGCACUGUAGGUCCUCGUGGUAAUAGAGGCUUCCCCGGAGAGCGUGGGGCCCAAGGUCCCCCAGGAGAAAGUGGCAAGCGUGGAGAGUCCGGACAAACAGGUUCUGAUGGUCCACCAGGUCCCCCAGGUCCUUCAGGACAGAAGGGACAUUCUGGACCCUCCGGCCUUGUGGGUCUGCCUGGAGGUCGUGGUCCCCCUGGUAUGCCAGGAGAAAAAGGUGAGCGUGGCUCUUUUGGUCCCCUUGGCCCUGAAGGUCCCCCAGGCCGUCAGGGUGACCAGGGUCCUCAAGGAAUAAUGGGACCAGUUGGACCUCCUGGAGAGCCAGCAGAUAAGGGAGAUCCAGGUCCUCCUGGUCCUCCUGGUGAGCCUGGUGCCAACGGCUUAACAGGAGAACGUGGAACUCAGGGAGAGCAGGGCCUGCAAGGCUUUCCAGGACCAAUUGGACCUCCAGGACUUCUAGGACCAAAAGGACAACGAGGCCUUCCAGGACAGAAGGGCUCCCAGGGUAAUCCUGGCUCCAUAGGACCGCCUGGAGAACAGGGAGCUCAAGGUCUGGUGGGUCUGAGGGGCACCAAGGGACAGCGAGGCGAGCCAGGGAAGCGCGGUGAUGCAGGUCUGAUGGGUCCUCCUGGACGUCCUGGCAACUCAGGCUCACCUGGUUCUCAAGGAGAUCAAGGUCGCCCCGGCACAGCAGGCACCCCCGGCAUUAAGGGAUCUCCUGGUGACUCAGGCCGACCAGGCUUACCUGGACCUACUGGGCAGCCUGGAGCCCCUGGACCAGAAGGACCCAAAGGAGAGUCUGGUCCAGAGGGUCGUCCUGGCCCUGUUGGCCAACCGGGUCCCGUUGGCUCAGCAGGAGAGCGAGGUCUGCCAGGCCUGCCUGGCCCACCUGGUCCUGCUGGCCGUCAAGGAAAACAAGGCGACCGUGGAGAAAGUGGUCCUGAGGGUAAGCGAGGUGAUGAGGGUCCCAUCGGGCCACCUGGUCUUGCUGGUCCAAUUGGCCCCAUCGGUAUUCCUGGUGAAACUGGUUCUCCUGGCUCUGAUGGUAAGCCUGGACCUCCCGGUAUUUCUGGCCGCACUGGAGACAAGGGACCCCAGGGAUCUCCUGGUCCACAGGGUGGUCCUGGUCCAUCUGGUCUGCCUGGUCCUCCCGGCCCUUCAGGACCCAUUGGUCCCACUGGAGAACGUGGAGAGCGAGGAGAGAUUGGUCCCCAGGGUGUGGAGGGCCCUCGUGGUCCCAGAGGAAAGCCAGGAGCUCCUGGGUCUCAGGGUGAGAAGGGAGAAACAGGCAACAGCGGCCCUAAGGGAGCCAAGGGCCAUCGUGGUCUCGUUGGUCUGCAAGGUCUCCCUGGACCCCAAGGUGGUAGGGGUGAUAAAGGUCUCCCAGGCAUGGCAGGUCCUCCUGGUCCUGCAGGUGAGCCUGGUCCUAAAGGUCCCCCUGGUCGUGAUGGAGGUCUUGGACUUCAGGGUGUCAUGGGUCCUCCAGGUCCUCGUGGUCCUGCUGGUGAGAGUGGCAACUCUGGUCAACCUGGCCCACCUGGUCCCGUUGGUCCUCCUGGUCCUCCUGGAGAGUCCAUGGGCUAUGGGGUAGAGGUGCUGACAGCUCUGCUGAGCCAGGGUCAAACCAAGGGCCCUGACCCUCUGCAGGGAGAUGACUCUGAGUUGCCUGCGCGACUCUUCGGCCAAGAGAUUACAGACGAUGAGCGGCGUGACCUCAUCACCAAGGCUUAUGAGCAGCUCAAGACGUCAUAUAAGAAGUUCCUAAGACCAGAGGGCACCAAGGAGUCCCCAGCCAAGACCUGCCGUGACCUGUCAUACACCCACCCUGACCUGCCCAGCGGCGAGUACUGGGUAGAUCCUAAUGAAGGCGACGUGAAGGACGCCAUUGUAGUACACUGUGACAUGGAACAGAAGGCUACGUGUGUCUUAGCUCAGCCCAGCACGACACAGGAGUACAACUGGGUGGGAAGAAGCUCUGGCAUCACCUGGCUGGGAGAAGACAUCGAUCCAGGAUUUGAGUUUACAUACAAGGCGGACAGCAACCAAAUGCGCUUCCUGCAGCUUCUCUCCUCUGAGGCGUGGCAGCAGCUGACCUACCACUGCAAGAACUCAGUGGCUGUGUUCGAUGCUACCAGAAGGAAUCUACGCAGCGCAAUGCAAAUCAUGACAGCAGCGGACACGGAGCUGAAGGCUAGAGGCAACAGGAAGUUUAGAUAUCGAGUGAUAGAGGAUGGCUGCAGGACAAAGUCCAGCACUUGGUCCAGCACGAAGAUUGAGUACCGCACAAACAAGGCCCAGCGGUUACCCUUCAUGGACGUGGGUCUCCGCGAUGUAGGGAAAGCUGACCAGGCAUUCAAGAUUGAACUGAGCCACGUCUGUUUCUCAUAGGGCUCAUAGGGCUCAUAGGGAAAUAGACGCCGGCGGGAGGGGACGGUGGACAGAAGGUUGGGUUUGAGUGACGGGGAAUAGAAGUGUUCAACUGCGGUGGACAGUGUCGGCGAGGGAUGAAAAUAAAUGAAUAUCGAUCUCCGGUUCCCUGUCGGCGGCUCUGUCCCUCUCGCUCCCGUCCCUGAACCCUGCCACGCCCGCCGCCCUCUCCCGCUAUGAUUUGUUGAUUUUUUUGUAUCAUUAUCUUUAAGUAAAACCGCUCGCCGCUCUCGCACUCAAUCUUUCCUGUUGUUUUCCAGUGUUCCUACUUUCCUUCCUUCAUUUUCUUUCCUCGUAGGUUAAUACAAGGACACUUGCUGAUGAAGUAAAGCGCCGUGAAAAUACAAAGUACGUACAGUGUAAAAGUUGUUCGAGGAAGAAGAAAGAAAGAGAAAAAGAGUAAUAGAAAAUAUUUAAAGACGUGUUUGUAUAGAGACAAUAACUCUAACUGUGUACAUUUUGUAUAUUGACAAAUGAGUGUUGUUUUUAGCCGCCCCCAGUCUCUCAGUCGGGAGGAAAAAAAAAAAAAAACUUUCUACAUGAAACUUUUUAUGUAGGUUUUGUAAAUUUAUAAAAAUAUAAUAACGAAGGGGA